AUGCGAUUUCUCUGCGGCGUUCCCUGCAUGGACGCCGUUGUUGACGACGACUCGUGCGACCACGUGCGACUGGCAACACCAGACACUACCGCAGCGGUCCUCCGCAAGUCCGCGCAAGCGGAAGGAACUGCGCAACACGGGGAAGGAGCCCCCACCAGGCUGCCGGUUCCCAGGCUCGGCAGCGGAAGCCCCGCGGGACGUCGAGGGGGGAGUGGCGGAGCGCAAGCCGCGGGGACUGCUGUGCCUUUCGCCAAUGGCUCUGCUGGCGGAAGCCGCGUGGCAGGUAGUCGCGCACGCAGCAGGGGCGGCAGCGGAAGCGGCGGAACGAGCGGGAGUAGUGGAAGCGAAUCGGCGGGGCGGCUGGACGAGGGGGUGGGGGAGAGGAGCGAGCGGUGGUUGGGAUCGAACGGCUCUCACGCGGGAAACGCGGCGGAAUCGGCGGGGGAAUCGUCAGACGAUGACGAGGCGAGCGACAGCGGGAUCAUGUUCGCCGGGGCCAAAGCGGAGCUCGCUGAGCGCAUUUGGCGGCGGCAAGUGCGGGGGGCAUUGAGUAAGGAAGGUGCGGGAAGGGAGAGGGGGGCGGAGGAGGGGACGGGAAAGGAAGAGGAAGCAAGAGACGUGGGACGCGGGAACGACGCGCGCGCAGGGGAGCGGGAGCGACGGGGUGAGGAGGCGGAGAUGAUUCGACUGUUGAAGGAGCGGAAAGAGCGGCAGCAGCAGCGGCAGCAGCAGCAACAGCAGCUGCAGCGGCAGAAGCGGCAAGGCCUCUAUCCGGAAACGGGUGGCAUGGGCACAGAAUGCGGUAGCUCGGUGAAACACUAUAUCGAGGACACGGCUGGCCGAUUAGCGGAGCACGAGGAUAGGGGGGGCGAGGAUGGGAGGGUAAGGGGGCAUGGAGAUGGAGGGGAUGCGGGAAGCGGGACGAGCGGCGGGCGGAACUAUUGGCGGGAAGUGGUGCGCCGAGGGGGCUCUGAGCGCGGGGAGCACGACGGGAUGGCGCAAGCAGAGGCGCGGAAAGAAGUGGCGGAGGAGCCGGCGCAACGGGCGGAAGCGGAUUCAGGAGAGGCGAAGCCGGAAGGGAGUACCAGCGACAGCGAUAGCUCUAGUGAAAGGAGUGCUUAUAGCGAGGACAGCUUUGGCGUGAGGGAUAAGCGCGGGUCGAAAAGGGGGAUGCGGGAAGCGGAAGAAUGCGCGGGGGAAGACAUGGGGGGAAUGGACGAGGGGGGGGGGGGGGGAGGGGGGAGAGACCAGGGGCUGAUGGGUUCAACUGGUGGUGGUAGCUCCAACGAUAUUACGACUAGUGCUGCUAGUGCUUUAGUCAGCGGCGUUGAUGCAUCGGCCGCUGCUGGCGGCGGUAGUAGCGGCGGCAUGUGCGGCGGGGGACAGGGGGGAAUGACGCCAAGACGACGCGCGAAGAUGAUUCGACUGCUCGAGGAGGUGAGGGAGGAGGAGGGCGAGGGGGAGGAUGAAGGGGAGAGAGAGGGGCGGUGGGCAGAGGAGAGGAAAUGGGAGGGGCUGGGAAAGAGGGAGGGGGACGGAGCACGUGGCAAGAAGGGAUUGGAGGAUGAGAUGGUGGGUCCUGGUGAUGGGAGGGGGAGGCAGAGUGGGGAGAUGGAGGGUGGAGGGGAGGGAGGAAGGGAGGAAUGCGGGGAGGAGCGGGAGACGGGGUUUGAGGAGAGGGAGAUGGGUUUUGAGGAGUCGCUUGCUGUGUGGAGGGCGAGAGAGGAGGCAUCGUGGCGCGAGAGGGUUGCGGAGUGGGAAGAGAGGAGGGGAGGGGAGGCAUGGGAGGAAGGGGAUGGGGACGAGGGGGAAGGGGAAGCGGAGGAAGAGGGGGAGCGGGAGGGGGAAGGGUCAGAGCUUGUGAGAGAGGGACGGGAGGCGGGGCAGCAAGAGGAGCAAGGGGAGUCGGUUGGAAGGGGUGGGGUGGUGGAACAGAGCUUGCAGUGGUUGGGUUCGGUUCUACAAGAAGAGGAGACAGGAGGGAUAGAGGGAAGCAGAGGAGAGAACGACAGGGAGCUGGCAGUCCAGCACGACCUAACAGCACAGUAUGAGUAUUCUCUCACGUCCUCCUAUGUGACGUUUGACUCACAGCCCUCGCCCACGCCAUCUGGUUCCGAUGCAGCAGACACAGCAACAUCAGCUCUGGCCCCCGCGCACUCCCUCUCCCCCCCAACCUCUUCCACUGCUCCCUCCCUAUCCCCCCUAACCUCCUCCACUGCUCCCUCCUCCCCUCCGCUCCUCUCUGCUUCCGCCCCUGCCGAGCCUGUGCCUCCUCCCGCCACCGCGCCUCCGUCACCCAGCCUGGGCCCAGUGGCGCCGAGCCUGGUGGUGGCUCGGCCGAGGCUGACAUCGAGUGUGAUCCGGAAUGCGCAUCGCAAGGAAGUGCCAGCGGUGCAGUCAGGUGCAGAGGUAGCCGGAGGAGUUGUCUGGGCUGCUAUGGACAGUGAGAGAGUGGAAGGUGGCGAGAGAGGGAGGGGUGGAGAGGAGCAGCGGCGGAGAGGCGGUCAGGAGGCAGGGCGGAUUGAAGGUGAUGCAGGGGGAAAGGGAAGCAGGACGGGGAAGGGUAGGAGGAGAGAAGGAAAGAAAGGCUGUGGGGUAGUGAAGGAGAAGAAAUGUCGAGGGGUUAAGGGUGGUGGUGAGGCGUGCAGAGGGGAGGAGGAAGGGAGUGGGCGUGGCAAGGCUGGGGUGAGAGAGACACAGACAGCGGCAGCAACAGCAGAACCGUUGGAUCCAUCAUCUUCGCAAUCUCCAUCGUUGGAUGCAGCGGCAGCGACGGCAGCCGCACCAGCAGGGGAGCAUGCCGGUUUCCCCCCACCACCACCACAGCGACCAGCACCAACAGCCAUCCCACCGUUAGUAGCACCAGAGGCUGCAGUCACACAGACAGGUUACCACCUCCCCUCUCGCACGUCCUCUCGCUCACUCUCCUCAGCCUCCAUUCCUCCCCAUGCCUCCACAGCCACUGCUGCUGCUGCCGCCGCUGCUGUGGCCCGCUUCCUUGCAGCAGCAGACUCCCAGCUUCAGCAAUCCCUCUCUCCCUUCCCCCCACCGCUUGAAUCCACUGGUAACCAUGUUACACAGGAGAAUGCUUAUCCGUGGUACACCCCUCACCACUCCUCUCAACCGUACUUCUAUGUACCAUCUCCCUUCACACCCUAUCCCAUUACCUCUCCCAACCCCACUGCAUCUUGCUUCCCUCCCCAAGCCAUCUCCCUGGGUGCCAUCAGCACUCCGCUGCACUCUCCGAACCUCUUCUUCCCAGGCUCGGACCUGAACCACGCCACCUCCGCUGCUGAUGCUGCUGCAGCCGCAGGCUCGGCACCGAGCCAAGAUGCACCUGGUUCGGGCUCAGCCGGCGCCCAGGGUUCAGCCCAGGCGAGUGCUCUGUCCCACCCACCAGAGUCUGCUGCUUCCUCCCUCCAGUUCCCUUCACCUGCUGCUGCCUCCUUUCCUCCUCGAGUGCGCUCCCUCACAGCCAUCGGUGCAGGCAUGGAGAGAGAUGGAACUACCACUGGUGGUGGUAAUGGUGGUGGUGGUGGUGGUGGUGGUGGUGGUGCAGCAGCAGCAGCAGGGUCUGCGUUGCAGUGGCCUCACUUCCCUAGCUCUUCCCACGUCGCCCACUCCCAUUUCGCCCACCCUGCCUUUCCCCCGCGAGUGUACUCCCUCAGUGCGCUUGCCUCUGCAACCCAGCAUCAUCAGCAGCAACCCCAUCAGCAGCAGCAGCAGCAGCAGCAGCAGCAGCAGCAGCAGCAGCAGCAGCAGCAGCAGAUGCACCAGGAACAACAGCAACCCUACCAGCAGCAGCAACACCCCUUCCAGAUGCAUCCUUUCUCAAUGCCUUUCCACCAUCCGUAUGCCUAUAUGCAAGGUUACAACGGUUACACCCAGGGAUACAGCGGUAACCAGCAGUCCACGCAGGCGUUACAGCAGCCAAUGAUCAUCAACGCCUCUUGUGCUGCUGAUGCCGUGGCUGCUGCUGCCGCUGUUGGAUCCAGUCACUGGGAUCCGCAGCUAAGUCAGCAGCCAACACAGCAGAAACAGCAGUCGAAAAAACCCAUUCAGCAGCAGCAGCAGCAGCAGCAACAACACCCUCAGCCUCAGCAGCAGUCCAAGCAGCCACGGAAGCCAUGCCUCAAGAAGGGUUCGACGCAGAGCCCCACUUCCAAGGAAUCGCCACAGGAGGCAGGUGCAGCUGCAACAGCACCAUGCAAGCCAGCAGCAGCACGUGCAGGGACAGCAGCAGCACCCAAAGACCCAGCAUCAGCAUGCAGAGGUGGGGUUACCAGCAGCAGCAGCGGUGAGCAGGGGGCAGGUCAGAGACAGUACCUGGUGCUGGAGCUGCCUCCGCCUGACUCUACCGACUCUGCCAAUCCUGCUGCUGCUGCUGCUGCUGCUGCUGCUGCUGCUGCCGCCGUGGAUAGUGCUUAUGCUGCCCAAUCUGAUGCCUUGCCUGCCGGAUUUGGCAGUGGAAGCAGCGGCAACGGAGCAACUAGCAGCAGCGCCCUCCCCUCCAAUGCACUGCCACCUGGGCACAAUGUAUUCCCCUUCCCGCCCUUCCAUCCCUCCUCCUACCACCCCUCCCCCUACCAACCUUUCAUCGACCCAUACACAGGGCUGCCCUGGGGGAUGCCUCCACCAAUGGGGGGGGACCACGUGGCAGCUCCUGGUUUCAGUGACCACCAGCCAUGGAUGAUGCAUCCCCAGGAGAAGCAAGUCCCUUUGUCCACUGCACAGAGCGGUUGGGGUGCUGACAAUUGGACUGGUGGUAGCACUGAAGGAUGGAGUCAGGGGGAGGGUUUGAAAGCAGGUGGUGCUGGUGCUGCGAUUCCUGCACAUGUGGGUGCAGGGGUGGAGGGGUUUGAGGUGCAUACAGGGGUGGAGGGAUUUGAGGUGCAUGACUCGGUGACGUUGCUUCCAGAUGAGAACAGCAGUGGUGAGAGCUGUCGGGUCGAGGGUGGUAAUGGUGCUGGCAGCGGUGGUGGCAGCAGCAGUAGGCGGGUGAAUAACGGGAAGGACGUUCAUCCAAAUGUGGUGAUCAGGCAGCGCAGCACCACCCCUCCACGUCAGCACCUUAUGAACAGAAAUAGUAAUAACCAGGAGCUUGCGCACGAAGCAUUCGCGGACGAUGGCGCUGAACUGGCGCUAUCAGGGCAUGGGGGAACGGGAACGGUGGCCGCGCGCAAUGUUUCCGCUGUCGAGCUUCUCCGCGCUGGGUCGCGCAAUGAAGGGGCGCGCGGGAGAGGGUGGGUUGCGGGGGAGAGCGACGACGAUGACGAUGACGCUAACGAUGACGGUGUCGGCGAUGACGGCGAUUAUGACGGAGAGGAGGACGAGCAACCUGGGAAAAUCGAAAGGGAGCAAGGGUCGGUUGAAAGUGCUGAAAACCCUGGACAAGCGGACGCCUGCGUUACCCAAGAGUUCGUCGUCUCGUCAGCUGCCACCAGUUUUCGCAACAAUGCAACCAGCGCGUCCGUGGAAAUCCCGGCUGACGUGUCCGAUGCCACUGACAGCCGUUUCCCCUCCGCGCCUCGCCUCCCGCGCGGCGUUUCCAAGGAGACUCUCGUGUCGCUCAUCCGCACGGCGGAGGAAGUCGGCGCGCUGCGCGCGACGGAAUCGAAGGACGCCGCGGCUCUGCUGCUCGCAGCCUUGGAAGACAUUUCCGUGCCGUCCGUCCACCGAGCCAGCAGCCUCGGCAAGAUCUCCUGCAGCUCCGGCUCCGGAGCUGCCGCCGCCGCUGCGGCAUCUGCAGCAGAGGCUGCUGCUGCGGCCGCCGCCGCCGCCACCGCUGUAACGGGGCGUUCGAGAAGACCGAUUUUGGGAAGUGGCAAGGUGGCGUGCUUUCCCGGCGCCGGCAGCUGCGUGGUUCCUCGAUCUCUCUCCGCCGACCUCCUCACCACUCGUUCCCUCGAACUAAGUCACUCACUGGAGCUCCGUCAGUUUAUGGAAGAACAGCGUGCUAUCGUGGGGGAUGGGCUGUUGAUUCUCGACCGUUCGAUGGAGAUGCAGCACAUGGCGGAGAUGGACCCGAUCUCCAUGGAGCAGGAGUAUUCCCCGAAACGCGGCGGCUUUGACGGGUCAAUUGAGUUCGCCGGGUCAGCGGCGGUCAACGGCCGGUCAAUGGAGUUCAACCGGACUUUUGAGAUCAAACGGUCCGCCCAGCCGCCCGUUAUUGCCGAGCCUAACUCCAAGCCUACGGCUGCCUCGGCACGAGGCAGCAGCUCAGCUCCGACCCGCCCAGCAGUACCCCGGCAAGAGCCUCUGUCGCCUCUCAUGCUUCCAAGCCAUCUGCAUGAAUCAUUUGCCCCCACUCGUCUCUCUCUUGCGCGUGAUUCGCUAGAGGAAAGUGAGGGCGAGGAAACGGAGGAUAUUAGUGUUCGGGCUUGGGGGAUGCCUCAGGGUGGGCUGCAAGGAGGGGAAUGGACGCGGGCAGCAGUGCAGAUAGAGGUGGGGAAGGGAGUGGCAGCACACAUAUCGACGACCCAAAUGGUGAGGUUCGACGCUCGUAUGCGAGCUUGGAAAGAAGCUGGUCUGGAGAUCUGGGCAUGA
This is a messenger RNA of Closterium sp. Naga37s-1, 6546 nucleotides long. The record is from the annotation of a GenBank genome assembly. NCBI's taxonomy places the organism in Eukaryota, Viridiplantae, Streptophyta, Zygnematophyceae, Desmidiales, Closteriaceae.